Molecule: messenger RNA, 9104 nt
Organism: Anarrhichthys ocellatus (wolf-eel)
Lineage: Eukaryota; Metazoa; Chordata; Actinopteri; Perciformes; Anarhichadidae
Gene: zcchc14
Product: zinc finger, CCHC domain containing 14
Exons: 14
Coding region: 845-4339 (1164 amino acids)
Molecular function (GO): protein binding; zinc ion binding; nucleic acid binding
Source: RefSeq, a predicted model, not a curated record
CAUGACAGAAUGCAGGGAGCGCAGAACAACAUGUUGCACUAAAUUCAUUCACGGACCCCCGAACAGUCGUUUUGAGUUUUUUAGUUUUCUCCACAGCAGCGGUUGUUAACGUAAUGUCUCGGAAAUGUUUUAAUAUUAUUUUUCAACGGCAGCAGCAGCAGUUUCAUGCCACACUAGUUCUGUUUUUAAACUUAAACCUAGCAUAAACUUGUUAGCGGUUCAGCCGACUGCUCCUCGCGCACAUUUGAGGAAAACCAUGAGGACGGAGGAGCAACGUUUACAGGAAGGGAUUGUUGUGCCGUGUGGGACAGCAGAGCGGGGCGGCUCCGGUCACAAAGUCUCUCCGUGAGCGUCUCCUUGAAUGGGGCGGUGUGUUUUGAUCCGCUCUGCCAUCCUGCAAAAAGUACCGUCGGGGGAGUAGGGCGGGGGGCAGCGGUCCGACCGGCGGAGAGGGACUCCUGGCUGCUGGGGCUGCGGGCUGAACACAAAGCCAGACCACUUUGGAUUCAUAUUUGGGGAGAUUAUGGUUCGGAAAAGGCCUGCCGCUCCGUCGCCGCUGGUUCUCCAACAAAGGAAAUACCUGUAGCAUCUCUCACUUCAGCGCUGUGACCGCCGCGGAAACGGAACACGGCGUCAGUCGCUAGUUGGUGAAAGUUGACAAGUUAGCUCUCGACUUGGCCAACUCGAGAGUAGCGCUCCAGCGCAAUUACGCGCGCGCGCACGCAGGCAUACACGCGCGCUCCCUUUGUUGUGAAGUUUACUCUCCGUUGAAAGUCUGCCGUUUCAAUUGCACGCAUUUUUCAAAACCCUCAGCUCGAGUUCCAUUGGGAGUGGAUGUGUGAGGAUGGUGGAGAGCCGGAGCAGCGUCCAGAGGGAGGGGGUGUACCGCUGGUUCUCCUCCCUCACCUCCGCCCAGAGAGCCGAGUUCCUGUGCGGCCUCCUGGACCUCUGCGUCCCCAUCGAGCUCCGCUUCCUCGGCUCCUGCCUGGAGGACUUGGCCCGCAAGGACUACCAUUCCCUCCGGGAUGCGGAGAUCAAAGCCAACAACCCCGCCGACCUGUCGGGUCUCACCAACAUCACGGACGAGGUGGUGCGCAGCAAGCUACUGGUGUCCCUCGCCCUGCUCGGCGCGGAUAACCGGGAGGCGGCGGGGGUCCUGUACCGGACCCUGACUCACAUAGACACGGUGAUCAAUAACUACGGCUUGGCGUUGAACGACGGGAGGACCGAGGAGCAGUUCCUGUUGCUUUUCACCAUGGCCUCUCACCACCCGGCCUUCAGCUUCCACCAGAAGCAGGUGCUGAGGCAGCAGCUCGGCCAGAUCCAGGACAUCCUGCAGGUGAGCACGGGAGGAGGAGGAGGAGGAGGAGGAGGAGAGGCUCAAGCAGCAGGCUCUGUUGGGGAUCGUCCCUCUCAGCCACAUCACCACUAUCACCAUCAGACCGGGUCCCUGCCACUGGCCUCAUCGGCCCCCGCUGCCUGCUCCCCGCCCGCUGCCAGCGCCACCUGCCUGCCUCCAUCCGCCUGCCAACCCUGCCACACACACUGCACCUGCUGGCACAAGAGCCAGACCAGAGAGGCCGGCACAGUCUCAGGGGUCACCGUGGGACGACGAGACCGAGCGGUCAGCCAGGAGCUCACCCCUCCUCACCCAGACCUCCCUCCCCCUCCCCCUCCUCCACCACCACCACCUCCUCCUACUCAUCUGCCUCCUCCUCUACCUGCUGGGCAGGUCCAGGAAGCAGCAGCACCAACCAAGAACCACACCAAAAGGCUGAUUGAGAGGGUGGUGCUGAGAGGAGUGACCCACCCGUCUGAAGACACCAGUGAAUAUGUGCUCGAGGCCAGCUGGUCAGAUGGUCUCAUGUCAUCCGUUGUCAGAACUCGGCAGGAGGUGAUGGAACUGCUGACCCAGCUGUCACAAGCAUUUCCUGAUGACGCACUGGAGAAAUUCUUCCCUCAGUCCAUAGAGCUGGACCCCAGGUGUCUGACAGCGCUGCCCUGCCAUGUCCUCCAGCACCACAGCGUCCAGCUGUUCUUCACCUCCACCAGGCCUCUCUCACCCAACUGUCCUGCCUCCCUCCCCUUGACCCUCCCUCCAUUAUCCUCCUCCCUUCCCAUGGCUCCUGUAUCCCAGACGUGUCCGUUCACCUCCUGUUCUAAACUUGGCUGUGUGGUUCAGCUCAGAGGAGCCAACAGGGCGGUAUACAGAGUGGCCAGCGUCCAGCCCGUCAUCAGCACCCACAGCUCUGUCUUGACUCGCCCCUCUCCUCACCUCUCCUCCCUCCCUCCUCCUCUUCCUCCCCCCAUUCCGCAUCCCCAGCUGUCCUCCCUCCCUCACCCCGUGCCAGCCCUGCCCACCCAGUGCUCCUUGGCUGGUGGAUGCGAUCCCUCCUCCCAGCCACAUCCCCAGCACAGUCAGUCCCACUCAUACUCUCAGCUCCACCUUCAUCCCCAAACCGGCGGUCAGUCCAGCGGUCCGCCUCAGUCCCCGCACCUGUCCCAUCCCCAGCCGACGUCCCACUCACAUUCCCAAUCCCUUUCGUACCCCCAGUCCCAUUCCCUGUCACGUUCCCAGUCCCACUCACAGGCACCAUGCCAGUCCCAGCCCAACACCGCGGAGCAGAACGGCAUCCUGGACUGGCUCCGCAGGCUUCGGCUCCACAAGUAUUACCCCGUCUUCAAACAGCUCACCAUGGAGGAGUUUUUAGCGCUGACGGAGGAGGACCUGAACAAGUACGACCUGACCCAAGGAGCAAAGAAGAAGCUCAAGACUCAACUAGAGCUACAAAAGACCCAACUAGAGAUACAAAAGGAGAUGCAGAUGAAGAAGCGGCCCUGCAGCGGUAUCGCCAGGGUGACGCCCUCCAGUCACAUGGGACCCUCAACACAUCCCACCUCCACCGCAGGAGAGCUGCGAGUGGAGGUGGACGCUGUGCCGCACCAUCACCCCGUCUCGACAGACAGCAGCUCGUCCUCAGGCUACUCCAGCUCUCCCUGCUCCCCCCGAACGCCACUCUGCUGUGACUACACCUUCGACAGGACCAGAGACAUUCACAGGCGUGUGUCGGGUCUGGACGCAGCAGGAGGGGGUCCAGAGAAGGACCGGUCCUGUCUCUUCAUCCUGAACUCCAGUGGCCCGACAGGCUCCAGUCGCCCCACAGCCCAGGUCCUGCCUGUCCAAACCGACCCAGCCCCUCUUCACCCUCCCUCAUGCUCCUCCCACCUCCCCCUCGGCCUCCCGCAGUCUCCUUACCACCCGCAGGCCAGUUACCCCCAGACCCUGCUCUCCCCGGUCUCAAACCCAGCACGCAUCCAGAGUUCCCCCCGUAAGCCCAGGCCCCCUCCGCUGUGCACAGAGGACAGGACUAAGCCGCUGGGCUCGGGCCCACCUGUAGUUGGGGCAGGCUUCCCGUCGGGGCUCAGUGUGGGGAUGGGGGUGAGGCUGGAGAGCCUGUUCCCUGGGCUGAACAUGGACGGCUCUUCCUCACUCCAGGACUCGCUGGUUUGCCGCGGCCUGGCGGGAGCUGCCGUGGGUCUCAUGGUGGAGACCAGUUCUGCUCUAACCUCCACCUCCAACAGCCUCCACCACGUCUCUCACCCCCCACUGCACUUCCAUCUCUCGUCCUCUUCAUCCCCUUCUCCAUCUGGAUACUACUCCUACCCACCUACUUCUUUCUCCUCUUCCUGUCCCUCCACAAAAUCUGGCAGCUCCAGUAGUAGUGGUGGUGGUGGUGGUGGCGGCUUUGUUCCCAUGGCAACCGCAAGCAGUGUUCCCGUGGCUGCGGUGCCCGGCAACACGUACUUCCCGGCCCAGCCUCCCUCUAGCCCCUCCCCUUCCCCCUCCACUGGCUCUUCAUUGGAUCACGGUUCAGGUCAGACCGCCUCCAUGUGUGUCUGCAGCUCCUGCGGUUGUCGGGGUAACUGUGGCGCCUACGGGGCGUUGCCUGGAUACGCGGCGGCCGGCUACUUGCAGCCGUUCAGCCCCUCCCUCUUCACCCUCGGUCCUCUGCUCCACCUCAGCCCCCUGAUCGCCUCGUCCAGCGCCGCCGGCAACGGAGCCACGCCCUUCUCCUACCCGAUGAUGCUGCCUCCGCCCCUCUACCGCCAGAGCCCUGUGUCACAUGACCAGCAGCAGGGCUUUGCCUUCUACCAGCCUCACGGCAUCGUGGGGAAUGGAGGCCAGAAGCGGGCCGCAGGUAACGUGUCCUGUUAUAACUGCGGUGCCAACGGACACAGAGCAGAGGAAUGCAAACAGCCGGCCAUGGAUUCAGCACAGCAAGGGACAUUUCGACUGAAGUACACUCCUCACUCUGACAGUAAGGACUCGGGGGACUAACCAGCGGUGUGGAUUUGAACUGUCAUACUCCUGACACAACUGUACCUCAUGUUCCUGCUGAAGCCGGCAGGCGGCCGCCGCAGACAGCCCGCCUUGGGGGACGACGAGGCAACGCGAGUCUGUUCAAAAGACCGGAGGACUGGAGGAGCGGACCCAUUGCCUCUAUCGGAACUCUUUCUACAGAGAGAUGAGAGGAGGACGGAAAAGAAACUGAUUGGUGAGAAGAGGGGAGCGCUUGUCGUGGCCCGUUUUUUUUUUUUUUGGUCAGAUUAGCUUUCAUCCUUCCUCGGUUCUCCACGAAUACAAAGCCGGAGAUUUGUAAACUCUGCCUCGCUUCAUUUCAGAGACGUGGCCGGAACUCUGCCUGUCAUGUUACCCAUGGUGCAGCAGUACAACCGUACAUCUCAAAAUCUGCCUCCCAGCUGAAUGACUCAACAUUUAUUCUCGUGUAGGUGGUUCACAAACCAAAGGCACAGCACUCCAGUAUCCUAACAACGUCCUGGGCACUGAGGCAAGUUCACUUCUAGUCUCAAAUCGUGCCCUUAUCCUGACGGACAGGACACCUUGGAUGUAUGCCCAGCACCACUGUUGUCUUCCCUUUUGAUUCAACGUGCUGGUAUAUUGACACUUUAAAAAAUAGCUGUUUUGUACAGUAGAGUCCAGUUGCAAGAGCUGUGUUCCAGUUCGUGCUGCAUAUUAUUUAUAGAGAGUAUAUACUGAUGUUUAGAGUAUAUUGUUUUUGCAGCUAGAAGUCAACCAAAAUGUUUUUUCAUUUUAUUCCAACAGGAAAUGUUGCAAUACACGUGCUCUGAGCAAAGUCCGACUUUAGAGCACAACUGCCAAUUAAAGUCCUCAAAGAGAAGCUUAACGAUCCCUUGCAAUUGCAUUUCUUUGCAGCUGUGAGCAGUUCCUGUACUUCCUUUGAGCAUUGGAUUGUGGGAGAAUUGUGUCCAUCAAAAGCACACGAUUUUGAGUAUACUGUACACACUACAUACUCAAAACCUGCUGAAGAUUAAGGUUUGCCGUUAGUAUUUGGGACCUUUCGGCUGUAUCGCUUUCUUGCACAUUCUCCUAGAAGGCAAGUUAAAAAAAGAGAAAAAAACAGUCACUUUAAGGUACCCUGUGGUACCUUUUUUUUUUAACCACUUAUAGUACUACAGAGCUCAACAGUGAGUGUUUGCGGGGACAUGAAUGACCCAUUUAUGAUCGUGUUUUUGAGGUAUCCUAUUUCAAUGUUUGAUCGUGUAAACGCCAUAUACCGUUUCUAGAAACCGGGACAAGCCCUUAUCCUGUUUAUGAGACAAAUAUGCUAACUGGAGUACUCCGAAAGAAACCGGCAUACUGGAAAAGAAAAGUAAAGCAGCUAAAACAUGGCAUUUAUACGAACCGUAUCCCGGUUAUCGUGCGCCGCCGAAUAUCUGCGCUAGUGCGGCUCGGGCCAAGUGAUGUAACAGAAAUGCAGUUGAUGGCAGCAGAGAAAGCGCCUCACUUCAGGAGCGACGAAGAAACAAGUUUGUCUUUCGGUGAUAAAAAGGGGCGUGUUUAUCAUAUAUACAGGGAUAUGAAUAACCUGAUUGGUCUGUGCUAGAUAUGAUAAUAAUAACUGAGAUAAUCCUCAUGAAUGGACAAUCAAUGUCCAUGUAAACACAGUCACUGUCUUGUUGAACAGCUCCGGUUUCGGAAGUGAAAUUCACAUUCAUUCACUCAAUGGAUGUUUCAGAAAAUUCUGAUGAAAAGAGUUUUAAACUUGAGAGAAAACCAACCAACUACGACGUGAAUCAUGGCCAAAAAACGUACAUUAUUAUUUUAAGAGUGAAGGAACUAUUCAUUCCAUAAAACCAUUGGGAAUGGCGCUCGUCACCUUUGGAAACUCACCGAAAGCUUUUAAGCUAACCAUGGUUGAUCUAAAUUGAAGAUAGAUUUAGUUUACCACAAUGUUACUUCUCCAUGACAUUGCAAAUAAACAAUAUCAUACAGACUUGUGGCUUCUACAGGAGCAUCUGCAUCACGAUGUCAUAGCUCCUGUCUCAGUCUACCUGGGAUGGUUACGAUAUUAUAAUCUAAUAAUCAAAGUACGUGAUUCAGAACGUGAAUGGGAUUUUCACUUCCGGAUCCCCACUGUUGAGCUCAACGGAGUAACGCUUUGAUGAGCAGGUCCGUGGUAAAAAUGGAUGUAAUCAAAGCAGGGUUUAAAAUACAGGAUGAAGGAGUAAGGAUGCACCCAAUGCAUUAUGUGAGGAACACUUGAUGUAAACCAGGGAACGUUUUAAAAGGAGAUGAGUUCCCCUGAUUCAAGGGCUGGAGCCCCCAAAGGAAGAGCUGAAGGAAGGACCCAUGGUUCUGCUGAACCAGCUGCUCCACCUAGAAAACUGGAGUCCCUCUUCAGGGAUUACUGAUCACAGAGUGAUUCAUUCGUUCAUUGUUGUCACCAGAGCCUGGGGCUGAAUCCAUCAACUUUGGGUGAUCUGCAGCCUCUCUACCUCUGAGCCAACCCGAUAGCAAAAUGGCCUCCAGUGCCAAAUACUGAUCCUCUAUAAACCAAGACAAUCAGAAUGCAUGCUAAAUGUUUUCAGAAACUCUUCUUGUCAGUACAGAAUGAAUUUGAAUGUUCAGAUCACACCUGUGUCGGACAUUUCAAAAGUGCCAAUUUGGUUUUCUGUUAAGUUCGGUGGUGUUUCUUUUUUUUAACGUUGUUGAUGUAAGUGAAUUAAGGUUGAGGGGACAUCGACCCUAAACUUGUUCUCACUCCUGGAGAGGUGGAUCUGACUCUUUUUGUAAUUAAUACAGUAUGUACAGUCUUUAUGCAAAACACAUUUCAGGACUGUUAGAAUUGGAACGAGUGUAAGUAAGUUGGAAAAUGUUUCGCAGUGUAUUCAAGACUCUGACUGAGUGAGUCCCUGGGCAGGACCCAGAGCUUUAUAGACACGAGGACAGCUGGUCCUUCAGAUGAAACUCUACCUGUGCCCCUGGAGGGCACACCACAGAGACACGGGAUGUUUAUUUAAAAUGCCAAAUACUGAACAUUCGGUAUGUAUAACAACUUCUGUCUGUUGUUCAAACUAAUGCUUUUGUAUUAUGUUGUAAAGUGACCCUUCGCUAAGUCCCGCCCGUCAAAACGCAGACUGGCCAAUCGUAGCGUAGAAUCAGCCAGCUCUGACCAGGGUCCGAUAACUAUAUGGCUCAGCACCGUAGACCCUCAUGCAGUCGUUUUCUUCAUUAUCAGGCUGGUUUAGUGUAUUUGGUAAUGUGAUGGUGAUACUUGUUACCUGGAGAUGUUGGAAGGAGAUAUACGUUUUUAAAAUGUCACGUUUCUACAUAAAAACUUGUGGAGCUAACAUAGUACGUUAGCACUUCAUUAACUAGCGUUAUCACUUCUAUACUUUGCUAGCUCCUGGAGGUAUACUGAUACUGUAUACACAUGCUGCUUUUGCUUUUUAACAGUGAAUAAAGACCAACCUGGCUAUACAGGAACAACGUUGCUCCUUAAUGUCAUUGUCUUCUGUCUCGAUCGCCAGGCGAUGUGAUGGUUCACUUUUACGCUGUGAACUGUAGAGGCUUUAGCUUCUAUCUUUGUCUUUUGAGCCUGUUUUCACUGCUGAAUUAGUUUGACAUCCUGGAUAUAUCCUUCUAACAUAUAUUUUAGACCCGUCUUUCUGCUUCUCUCUGAAAUCUCUUUUUUUGUUUUUCCCAAAACUUAGAUAAUACUUCUUCACGGAGUGCAGUUAGUGACAGUGUGGGCUCCGUGGUAUAGCUACGAAAGCUUGGCCGAGUAGCAGCAGGGGGCGGGGCUUAACCAAGGGUCAAUUGUGUCACAGAAAUAGAGUGCAGGAGUGAGUCCUAAUACCUGGAAAUGAGUCAGCAUUUUUGCACUCCCUCGUCUCAAUGAAUCUUUUGAUUAGGUUAUUGGUUAUAUGCCUGAAAUAAGGUCUGUGGUGAAAACCAGCUGGCAGUUUAACGUUUUGUUCAAUUCAAUACAAAACAUUCAAUACAUCAGUACAUACUCAUUAUUCAUUUUGAAGCUUUUACAUGGCCUAAAAAAGGCAAUCGCUAACAAGUUGUUAAAUGAGACUACAAAACGUCAUCCUGCCAACUAUACCUUUACAGUUAUGUAGUGUAUUCCACUCAUGCUACCCUGGUGGUUUACAGCAUAACAUUAUCCCCUUGAAUGAUCUUGCUUAACACAACUUGUAAAUGUCAUAACUUGUUUGCCACAGAGCUUAUUUUCUGCGAGAAUCCAAAAUCCAAUGAAAAAAUCCCAUUGGCUUUGUCCAGGGAACCAGUAUGAUGCUGACCUUCAAAAAUAUGAAUAGUUUUUUACUAUUUCAUUUAGCAGUUUCCUGAGACCAGACAUGAGUCUGAAUCUGUGCCUGGUUAACUGAUCCUCCAGCAUGCAUGUUCAUCUUAUGUAAAAAGUGCUUUUGGAAUAUAUGUGUGCAAAUGUUUGAACAGUUCAUUUGUAGGUCAGAUUUUUUUCAUUACCCAAUGUGUUUUAAAACUUGUUUUAUUUGAACCUUGAGACGAGUAAUAAAAUAUUUUCUGAUUCUGUCUUUUAUCACACAGUGUAUAAGCCCAAUUUAUCAAGUUAAAAGGUAAUAUAAGCCAUUUAAAAUAUUCAAAUACAUACCAUUAAGCCUUUUUCACAUUAGACAUGUUGGAGGACAAUGGCUGUGUUACUGUGUUGCUAACAAUAACAAUGGCUUUGUUCAAUUCACAAGUUCUUGUAAGCUGUGAAAGUGAACCAGGACCCUGAAACUGACACAGCUAA